CCUACUCAGCCCCACGACGGCGCCCGCCGGCCUCGGCCUAGACGGGCAGCGCCAGAGGAGACGAGUCACAUCACAGCGCUGCUCCCUCGAAUUUCUGGAAGACGCCGUGGGAUGUGCCUCGGUGCAGAGAACCAAGCAUGCAUCUGGGUCACCAAGACACAAAGGCCUGAAGAAAACCCACUUCAUCAAAAACAUGAGGCAGUAUGACACGAAGAACAGCAGGAUUGUGCUCAUCUGUGCCAAGCGGUCCCUGUGUGCGGCCUUCUCAGUCCUGCCCUAUGGAGAAGGCCUCCGGAUCAGUGACCUGAGGGUGGACAGCCAGAAGCAGAGGCACCCAUCCGGCGGCGUUUCUGUUUCUUCCGAGAUGGUCUUUGAGUUGGAAGGCGUUGAGCUGGGAGCAGAUGGAAAGGUCGUGUCUUAUGCAAAGUUCCUGUACCCUACUAAUGCCUUGGUUACACACAAGAAUGACAGUCACGGCUUGCUGCCCCAGCCUCGGCCCAGCGUCCCCCGUGUUCCACCAGGUUCAAGACACAAACCUGUACCUACCAAGUCAACACCAGCUGGCACAGAACUAGGAAACGAUGGAGGAGAGGCAGUGGAAUACAACCCCAACCUCUUGGAUGACCCACAGUGGCCAUGUGGGAAGCACAAGCGGGUCCUUAUCUUUGCUUCGUACAUGACCACGGUUAUAGAGUAUGUGAAGCCUGCAGACCUCAAGAAGGACAUGAAUGAGACCUUCAGGGAGAAGUUCCCGCAUAUCAAACUGACACUGAGCAAAAUUAGGAGUUUAAAGCGGGAGAUGCGCACCCUGUCUGAGGAGUGCAGCCUGGAGCCCGUGACCGUGUCCAUGGCCUACGUGUACUUUGAGAAGCUGGUGCUGCAGGGCAAGCUCAACAAGCACAACCGCAAACUGUGUGCUGGAGCUUGCGUUCUGCUGGCUGCCAAGAUCAGCAGUGACCUCCGCAAGGGCGAAGUGAAGCAGCUGAUUGACAAGCUGGAGGAACGAUUCCGGUUCAACAGAAGAGACCUCAUUGGGUUUGAGUUCACGGUGCUUGUGGCUCUGGAACUGGCCCUGUACCUCCCGGAGAGCCAAGUGUUACCUCACUACAGACGCCUCACCCAGCAGUUCUAGCCCAGAAUAGUGUGCACCCUGCAGGAAGGCUGCUUGGUAGGAAGGCAUGUGGCUUGGCUAGAACAGAGGCAACUAGUGUCCAGUCCCUCCUCCAACACUGCACUUGCCCCUCACAGCCCAACACUGCUUCCAUUCAGAAGUGUACCACACCUCACAGCACUUCUGAGAAUUUUCCUGAUGUAAAUGAACAGUGUGGGGCUUGGCUUGCUCUUCAUGUGCCUGAGACCAGCCUGGUUUACAUUGUGUGGAUCCUGAGGUCCAGCCUUUGAAACCCAUCACAGCUGAGACCAUUCCCAUGGAGACCCAGGUGAACAGACCUGAACAUAGGAGAAUUGCCAACCAGGCUUAUUUCUGGAAUCGGCUGUGUAGACCCUCCCUCCACCACCCUAACAGAGCUCUCCUUUGUUGGCAAGGUAGAGGGGAGGGCAGAUACCUUGACCCACCCUGGUUUUGCUUACUCUUUGGACCUUGUCAUGCAUCUGUCACUGUGAAACCCCUGUGCCAUUCACACAUACAGCAAGGCUUGGCCAACCCCACCACACCGCCUGCCGGAAACAUCCCUGAAGCACUGGGCCCUUAAGACAACUGCUGACUUGAGGCUCUUGGCUUUCCUAAGCAAUACUGUAAUGGAUAAAAGUCAUUGAAAUUUGUUCUCCAAGGUAACAGAAGCUGGUCCAAUAAGGUCUGCUGGUGCAACUCUGAAACCACACCUGAUCUCCAGGCAGGAAGGCACUGACCCUGCCACCUCUAAAUGUCGUCGAGGACAACUUGCCUGUGCAUCCACCGUGCCAUUGUCCCUUUGCUUUUUUAUGACAAGUAGCCACUAUUCGGGGUCCCAUAGUAGGUGCCAGACCUACUGCUAGCAGCUGCUCGGAUCCACAGCCUCACCACACCCCAGCAAUGCUCACGCCUCACGCCUGACACUGUCCAACCACCUAGGACCAGAGCAUCAAUAACAGCUUGAGCACAAGGGAGCCUUGCAGGAUUGUGACAGACCAAUCUUGUUUAUAGACCAUGCUUAUGCUGGUGUAAGUGAACCCUAACCCCUACAGCAUCUUGGGUGCAAGACAAUGGUCCUGCAAACAUGCCAUCCUUAAGGUAGUCCCCUCAUUUGGUUUAAAAUGAACCUCCUAGACAUUGCUCCAACUUUCAGGCUACCCUCCGAGGACACCCAGGCAGCUUCCUCUAGAUGUGUAGUUAAUGUUAAAGCUGGUAGACAGCAGUAACUUAAGCUUAUAUUUAUGUAGUAAAGUUUAUUAUUUACCAAGCUCGCCUACUAAGAGUCCUUCCAUCCCACUCAUCUUUAGUGACACCAAGAGCUGCUGUGUGGUACCAAGCACUGCUGCAACAAAACCAACCUUAAACCAAAUGGCAGGCUAAACCCAGAAAUCUGAACUAUAUCCAUGGUGUCCAGCUGGACUGUGACCCAAUGCCACAGACCUGGUGCUGCACCCUUAGCACCCAACAGUAGGCACAAGUGUUUGUGAAAGGCUAUCUAACCUCAGAAUGUCAUGUACGUCGGGUAGGUUUUGAAUGGAUGGUGUUAAUGUUUUUGUUAAAGUAAAACUUGGUUUUGCAACAUA
Cricetulus griseus (Chinese hamster) is the source of this 2715-nucleotide messenger RNA. The record is from RefSeq and is a predicted model, not a curated record. NCBI's taxonomy places the organism in Eukaryota, Metazoa, Chordata, Mammalia, Rodentia, Cricetidae.